Messenger RNA from Akanthomyces muscarius, 1479 nucleotides. RefSeq lists its product as uncharacterized. Lineage: Eukaryota; Fungi; Ascomycota; Sordariomycetes; Hypocreales; Cordycipitaceae. Gene Ontology annotation, biological process: ribophagy; protein deubiquitination. Gene Ontology annotation, molecular function: mRNA binding. The record is from RefSeq and is a predicted model, not a curated record. Gene Ontology annotation, cellular component: ribonucleoprotein complex; Ubp3-Bre5 deubiquitination complex; cytosol. The transcript is spliced from 4 exons. Bases 1 to 1479 code for a protein of 492 amino acids.
AUGGCUACCAACGGCAGCUUCGCUCAGCAGGACCAGCACAAGGCCGCUGUUGAGCAGUUCCCCGCCUCCGCCGACAACAGCAACUUGGCCAAGGAUGAGGUCGGCUGGUACUUUGUCGAGCAGUACUAUACAACUCUGAGCAAGUCUCCUGAGAAGCUUCACCUCUUCUACAGCAAGCGCUCUCAGCUGGUCUGCGGCCAAGAGGCCGAAGUCGCCAACGUCUCUGUCGGCCGUCAGGCCAUUCAAGAGCGCCUCAAGUCCCUCGAAUUCCAGGACUGCAAGGUUCGCGUCUCCAACGUCGAUUCCCAGGCUUCCGACGACAGCAUCGUCAUCCAGGUCAUCGGCGAGACCUCCAACAAGGGAGCUGAGCCGAGGAAGUUUGUGCAAACUUUCGUCCUCGCCAAGCAGCCUUCUGGAUACUUUGUCCUGAACGACAUGCUGCGAUACAUCGAUGAAGAGGAUGAUACUGAGGCUGAAGAGGCCGAAGAAGAGUCUGCCGCCCCCGCCUCCGAGGCUCCCGAGCCCGCUCCCGAGCCUGUCGUCGAGGCUGCCCCCGUGGAGAAGAAGCUCAUCUCCGAGGUCGCUGAAAAGGCGACCGCCAACGGCAAGCAUACCGAGGCUGAGCCCAAGGUCGAGGCUCCUGCUGCACCUGUCGCUGAGCCCAUUGUUGAGGAGCUCGCCGAGGAAGAGAUCAAAGAGGAGGAGAAGCCCAAAGAGCCUGCUCCUACCCCUGCCAAGGUCGAGACUCCUGCUCCUGAGCCUACCGGUCCUCCCAAGCCCAUGACUUGGGCUAGCCGCGCUGCAGCGGCUGCUGGACCCCGCCCUGUUGUCCCGCUGCCUAAGACUGCUACUCCUCCCGCCACCAAUCAGAGCCGCGCCCCUGCUCCCGCUGCCGCAGCUGCUCCUGCUCCUACUCCUGCGGCUACUGCUACUGCUCCUGCCGCCGCCGCCGCUGCCGCCGCCGAGUCCGCUCCCAAGGAAACUUCCGGCUGGCAGACUGCUGGCGCCGACUCCAAGCGCCAGAACAAACCCCAGUCCACCUCCGCUGGUGCAGCUGAGAAGGAGGGCACCAUGGGCUAUGUCAAGUAUGUCACCGACAAGGUCCAAGAUGCUGACCUGCGAGCUGCCCUUGCCGCUCACGGCGAGCUUAGCUACUUUGACAUCAACCGCCAGAAGAACUGCGCAUUCGUCGAGUAUAAGACGCUUGAGGGAUACCAGGCAGCUGUGUCUAGCAACCCUCACACCGUGAAUGGCGAGAAUAUUAUCGUUGAGCCUCGUCGCCCCAAGACUGCCGGCCACAAUGGUGGCGCCAGCUUCGGCGCUGGCCGCGGCAACGGCGCUCCCCGUGGCCGAGGCGGGUUCGAGGGCAACCGCAACGGUGGCCAGGGUAACAACCGUGGCAAUUUCGGUGGCCAGAACCGUGGCCGUGGUGGCGCUGCUCGCGGCCGUGGCGGUGCCCAGGCCGCCAACAACGCCUAA